AUGCUUUACCACUCUUUCAUGCAACUAGAGGCCGUGGUGAGCGGUUGGGCAGCUAUCAAGGCGGAGGAGGCCAGGAGAGAGCAUCGAGGAGGAGUGUCGGACGUCCGCGUCUGGCCACCUCCGCCGGCGCCAAAGACUUCCUCUCCGCAACGCGUGAGCGCCUCUUCCUUCCCCGGAGCGCUUCGCUCGCCAGGAGCAGCUGGGCGGGCCACCCCCCUGCAGAAAGCUGGCGGGUGCAGCGGCCCCCAGGGAAGGAGCCGACCGGCCGCGCGGCGCGGCAGAGCUGCACGGCGCCGCGAGGCUAUUUCUUUGAAUCCGGUGCACGGUUACGCCUGUCCGGCGACGGGACAGUAG
Prorocentrum cordatum is the source of this 354-nucleotide messenger RNA. NCBI's taxonomy places the organism in Eukaryota, Dinophyceae, Prorocentrales, Prorocentraceae. The record is from the annotation of a GenBank genome assembly.